AUGGCAUAUCAAUCUCGAUAUCAUAUCGCAGCCGUGCGAAACCGCAGAUUGUGGAAACAAAAAUUAGCGCAGAACGAUGGUGCGGGCUACUUAGGAGGUAAGGAACCUCGUGCAAGGAAAGAAAGAUAUGACCUGCCGAAGAAUGGGCAGCUUGUCGCAGGAGAUAGUCAGGAGAACCAUAACAUUACACAGGAUAUACGACUCCACGACGUCAAAGCAUUACUCAACCUUCAGUCUGAACAGUUAUUGAAGCUGGCAGUCUGUGAGAAUUGCGGCCUAGAGCCUGCGGGAGAGAAGGAGAGGAUCGUCCAGGAGCAGGCCUGGAAGGAAAUUCUGUGCCCAACAGAAGAAAUCCUUAAGACCAUCCACAAUCAACUACGCUAG
Molecule: messenger RNA, 384 nt
Organism: Cladophialophora immunda
Lineage: Eukaryota; Fungi; Ascomycota; Eurotiomycetes; Chaetothyriales; Herpotrichiellaceae
Exons: 1
Coding region: 1-384 (127 amino acids)
Source: RefSeq, a predicted model, not a curated record